AUGUCUGGAACUUCUUUAUUUCUUUUUACCUUCAACUGUGGUAAGAACCGCCAACCCGUUGAGGCAAUUCAACAUGCAGUUCAAAAAGCUUUAAAACCAGAAACCUCUUCAGCUGCUGCUCCGCCGCAGGUCCUAAUUUUUGGCUUUGAAGAAGUCACGUCUAUUCUUGAUGCCAGUUUUGGUCUUUUGUCAGAUCAUCUUGCACCAAUUACUCUCGGAAUUUCUGCUGGUAUUAAGUCCAUAUACCCAAGUACAGAAGCAUUAUAUGUGCAGGCCGCUCGCUCACAACUCGGAGCUAUUGCAACUAUUGUUUACGUUUUGGACUCAAGCACUAUUCCAGGUGCAAUUCCGCUGGAAACCAUUUCUUCCAGUACCGCUGGAACGCGUCGCGGAUACGGGUACUCGUCACUUAAAGGUGCUGCAGGUGUCCGUAUAUCACUCAAGCCUAAGGGCGACUCAUCGUCAACUCCACAGGAAUUCACAUUUGUCAAUGCCCAUUUAGCAGCCAACGAGGGUCAUUUGUUGACGCGCAAUGCGGACUUUGACGGCAUUGUCACAUCUCUUGGAUUUUCUGAUGGUUAUGGCGCCUAUAAGCCGCAGAGUCAUCUUUUUUUUAUGGGCGACCUUAACUAUCGGGCCACGCGUGCAGCCGAGCCCACUGAACGUGCCCUUCUAGAAGCAUCCGAGACCGCCGGCCAUGAUGAAGAUGGUGCACCACUUGAUAGCGACCGCUACUACGAUGUUUUAAAGCGAACAGACGAGCUCUUUCACGUUUUACAAACUCAUCAAAGCUUCUAUGGAUUUGAAGAGGCCCCUGUAAAUUUCCCACCAACUUUUAAGUAUAUCGAGGGCACUAUUGGGACUUUCAACCAAAAGCGCACUCCGUCUUGGUGCGAUCGCAUUUUAUAUCUUCCUUAUAAGUCGCCUGCUCAGAUCGUUAGUUACGCGUCUCUGCCUUCAGUCCUAACUUCUGAUCAUAAGCCUGUGUACCUGCGCAUUAAUGUCCCGCCAACACCACCACAACCUGUAUUUGAACCCGAACCCGGUGCUCCUAAACGCCUUUUGCUUCUGCCAGAAUAUUCUCCUGCAGCCACCCGUGCAGUACCACAAACCGGUGCUCCUGCUGUUGCUCCUAUCCGUGUGUCACUUGGUCUCGGCGACCAUGCAGGGUACUACAAUGGCGUUGGAUGGACCGCCGAUAUGGCCAUUGGAUGGUCUUUAUAUCUGGUAAACACUCCAAGGGGUCGUAUUUAUGCCGGGCUCUUUCUGGUGGCACUUUUUGCACUUUACUUGAUUUUAUAA
This is a messenger RNA of Magnusiomyces paraingens, 1302 nucleotides long. RefSeq lists its product as uncharacterized. The record is from RefSeq and is a predicted model, not a curated record. Gene Ontology annotation, molecular function: phosphatidylinositol-4,5-bisphosphate 5-phosphatase activity. Gene Ontology annotation, biological process: phosphatidylinositol dephosphorylation. NCBI's taxonomy places the organism in Eukaryota, Fungi, Ascomycota, Dipodascomycetes, Dipodascales, Dipodascaceae. Bases 1 to 1302 code for a protein of 433 amino acids. The transcript has a single exon.